Conger conger (European conger) is the source of this 6132-nucleotide messenger RNA. It is a transcript of the gene mon2, whose product is annotated as MON2 homolog, regulator of endosome-to-Golgi trafficking. The record is from RefSeq and is a predicted model, not a curated record. NCBI's taxonomy places the organism in Eukaryota, Metazoa, Chordata, Actinopteri, Anguilliformes, Congridae. The coding region runs from base 363 to 5447 and encodes 1694 amino acids. The transcript is spliced from 35 exons.
AUUGAGGCUUUUGCUUCACACUCCUGGCUGCAAAUGGUGGUGGAGACGGAGGAGCCUGAGUCCGGGCUAACAUUUACAGACAAAUCACACUUAUCUCACCCUCCGCAGGGAAGGCGACUGCCUUGCAAUGAUUACAACCAACUGUAAGGACACGGGGCUCUGUGUGUGAACGGCAUGUACGUGCAAAUCUGUUUGACAGUCGGACAAUGCAAAUCUGAGGACUGGAAGAUAGUGUCAAUGGACGCUUCUGUAAUGGCACACAACGUUUUCUUUUUUUAAAGCAGGCCGGAUCGUGUCCUAGUACUGCGAUCGCAGUCUUUUUUUUAAUACCUGGAGGCUUUUGGACAAGGACAAGAGCGAAAAUGACGACCAGCAGCCCCGAAGCGGUGAAGAAAUUACUCGAGAAUAUGCAGACGGAUUUUAGGUCGCUGUCCAUGGAAUGCAAGAAAAAAUUCCCCCCAGUCAAAGAGGCUGCAGAGUCUGGGAUUGUGAAGGUCAAAACCAUCGCAGCACGGAACACGGACAUCCUGGCAGCGCUGAAGGAGAGCAGCUCAGAGGUGGUGCAGCCCUUCCUGAUGGGCUGCGGCACCAAGGAGCCCAAGAUCACGCAGCUGUCCCUGGCAGCCAUCCAGAGGCUCAUGUCCCACGAAGUGGUGUCUGAGGCUGCUGCAGGGAGCAUCAUUAACAUGCUGUGGCAGCUGAUGGAGAAUGGGGUGGAGGAACUGAAGCUGUUACAGACGGUGCUGCUUCUGCUCACCACCAACACUGUGGUGCACCAUGAGGCUCUGUCCAAGGCCAUCGUGCUGUGCUUCCGGCUGCACUUCACUAAGGACAACAUCACCAACAACACGGCGGCGGCCACUGUCCGGCAGGUCGUCACUGUCAUCUUCGAGAGGAUGGUCGCCGAGGACGACCAGCACAAAGGUAGCGUGGAGCCGCCGCCCGUUCUGGGAAACAGCAACCGCAGAUCCAGCAGCUCCCUGAGACCUCGCGCCAAGGACGCCUACAUGCUGUUUCAGGACCUGUGCCAGCUGGUGAAUGCUGACGCCCCCUACUGGCUCGUGGGGAUGACAGAGAUGACGCGGACCUUUGGGCUGGAGCUCCUGGAGUCGGUGCUGAACGAUUUCCCCGGAGUGUUUCUGCAGCACCCGGAGUUCAGCUUCCUGCUGAAGGAGAGGGUCUGCCCCCUGGUCAUCAAGCUCUUCUCCCCCAACAUCAAGUUCCGGCAGGGCCUUGCCGCCCCCUCCCCCGCCCCCGUGGAGAAGCCCUACUUCCCCAUCUGCAUGAGGCUGCUGCGGGUGGUGUCCGUCCUCAUCAAACACUUCUACAGCCUGCUGGUGACGGAGUGUGAGAUCUUCCUCUCUCUGCUGGUGAAGUUUCUGGAUGGGGAGAAGCCGCAGUGGCUGCGGGCGGGAGCAGUGGAGUCUAUUCACCGGCUGUGUGUUCAACCACACCUGCUCCGCUCGUUCUGCCAGUCGUACGAUAUGAAGCCACACUCUACCAAGGUGUUUAGGGACAUUGUGAACGCACUGGGCUCCUUUAUACAGUCUCUGUUCAUUACACAGAGCACCACGCCUGCUAAUGCUCCUGCUGGUGGGUCGGUCUCCGGGGGCCAGGCAGGGGUCCCGGGUGGGGCUGGGCCCGGGGGAGUGGGUGGGGGUCUAACCACCCAGGCAGCGUUUGAGUAUCGGGGGACCUGGAUCCCCCUCAUGGCCGUGAACGUGCAGGGCAGUGCUAAGGCUACUUACCUGGAGAUGCUGGAUAAGGUGGACCCGCCGUCCAUCCCGGAGGGGUACGCCAUGUCAGUGGCGUUCAGCGCCCUGCUGGACCUGGUGCGUGGGAUUACCACCAUGAUCGAACGUGAGCUUGCCAAGGAGGCGUCCGCCCGCAAUGCUCCGGCCCCGCCCCCUGCUGACCCGCAGGGCCCCGCCCGUGACCCGGAGCUCGUAGAUCAGCUGGUUCGGGAGGAGAUGGUGAGCGCGUGCUGGUGUGGGCUUCUUGCUGCUCUCUCUCUCCUGCUUGAUGCCAGCACGGAUGAGACAGCCACGGAGAGCAUCCUGAAGGCGGAGCUGACGAUGGCAUCUCUGUGUGGGCGUUUGGGCCUGGCCACGCCCCGCGACGCCUUCAUCAGCGCCAUCUGCCAGGCCUCCCUCCCACCACACUACACCCUGACAGCCCUCAGCUCCUCCACAGGCCUCGCCAACAAGGCCUACUCCAUCCAGGGUCAUACGGUGCAGAUGAUCAGCCCCUGCAGUGAGUCUCACCAGCAGGUGGUCGCUGUGGGGCAGCCGCUCACCGCCCAGCCACAGGGCACCGUGGUGCUGACGGCGAAGAGUAUACAGAGCAUGCGGACGCUGCUGAACCUGGCGCACUGCCAUGGAGCUGAGCUGGGCACCGCCUGGAAGCUGGUGCUGGCCACCCUGCAGCACCUGGUCUGGAUCCUGGGUCUGAAGCCCGGAGCUGGUGGGGCUCUGAAACCUGGCCGAGCAACCGAGGGACCCAGCACGGUUCUGACGACAGCAGUGAUGACGGACCUGCCGGUGAUCUCCAGCAUCCUGUCCCGGCUGUUUGAGAGCUCCCAGUACCUGGAUGACGUGUCUCUGCACCGCCUGAUUGACGCACUCUGCUCGCUGUCCGUGGAGGCGAUGGGAAUGGCUCACGGGAAUAAUAAGGAGCCUUCCCUGUUUGCAGUCGCAAAGUUGCUCGAGACCGGUCUGGUCAACAUGGACCGCAUCGAGAUUCUCUGGAGGCCUUUGACUGGACACUUACUCGAGGUCUGUCAGCACCCUAACUCUCGGAUGCGGGAAUGGGGUGCAGAAGCUCUGACCUCAUUGAUCAAAACUGGCCUGGCGUACAAGCACAACCCGCCCCUGUCCCAAAACCAGAGACUGCAGCUGCUGCUCCUGGGCCCGCUGGCGGACCUCUCCGGAGUGCUGCAGCCUGAUAUCCGGCAGCGGCAGCUGGAGAGCGUGCUGCAGAUCCUGCAGAGCCAGGGAGACAGCCUGGGCCCCGGCUGGCCCCUGCUGCUGGGGGUGAUCGGGGCCAUCCGCAACGACCAGGGCGAAUCCUUAAUCCGGACAGCCUUCCAGUGCCUGCAGCUGGUGGUGACGGACUUCCUGCCCACGAUGCCGUGCACGUGUCUGCAGAUCGUGGUGGAGGUGGCUGGCAGCUUCGGUCUGCAGAACCAGGAGCUGAACAUCAGCCUGACCUCCAUCGGCCUUCUGUGGAACAUCUCAGACUGCUUAUUCCAGCGCGGGGGUCAGAUUGAUCAGGAGCUCAACAGGGAGGAGGUGUUGUUGGAGCAGCAGGCGCGGGAGAAGGGCGUGGCCCUGAACCGGCCCUUCCACCCGGCCCCGCCCUUCGACUGCCUGUGGCUGUGUCUGUACGCCCAGCUGGGCGAGCUGUGUGUGGACCCCCGCCCCGCCGUGAGAAAGAGCGCUGGGCAGACGCUGUUCUCCACCAUCAGCGCUCACGGCACGCUGCUACAGCCCGCCACCUGGCACACCGUCAUCUGGAAGGUGCUGUUCCGCCUGCUGGGCUGUGUGCGGUGCUCCUCCAGCACGGCGGACCGUGAGAAGAUCGAGUCGGGCGGCGGGAACAUCCUGAUCCACCACUCACGCGACACGGCCGAGAAGCAGUGGGCCGAGACCUGGGUCCUCACGCUGGCGGGCGUGGCCCGGAUCUUCAACACCCGGAGACACCUGCUGCAGUCACUGGGUGACUUCUUCAAGGCAUGGGAGUUGCUGCUGGAUCACAUCCAAUCAGCCGCGCUCAGCAGGAAUAACGAGGUCUCAUUGGCCGCUCUCAAGAGCUUCCAGGAGAUCCUCCAAAUCACCUCGCCCACCCGUGACUUCGAGAAGCCCGACGCCCUCACCGCUAUGGGCGUUCCUGCGCUCGCCGAGUCCCUCCCCCUCCCCCUGCCGCGCUCUGAUUCGCCAGGGCGGGAGGAGGGGGCGGAGGGCUUGCGGGAUGAGGCGGAGGACUCCGCACUGUGGUGGGCAGCGUGGGCCACCUGGUCCCGCACGGGGCUGGAGUGCACGCGCGCCCCCGCCGGCGCGGACGGCCCCGCCUUCGUGCCCAGCCAGCCCUUCCUCACGGCACUGCUGCAGAUCUUCCCACCGCUGUACCUGCACGUCAGACCGCGCUUCAGCACGGAUGACCUGCGCCGGCUGGCCUCCAUCCUGCAGGGGGCGGUGUCCGUGCCCAUCAGCUCCGACGUCUCGCCCUUCAUCCUGCCCUCCUACACCGAGGCCGUCCUCACCGGCCUGCAGGAGGCUGUGCUCACUGCACUCGACGUGCUGCAGAAGGCCGUCUGCGUGGGCCCAGCGGAAGUGCAGGCCAUGUUUCCUGCCAUCCUGGAUCAGCUGCUGCAGUUUGUGGCGUUCUCCUGCAAACCACCGCAGUACGGCAGGCUGGAGACCAAGCACAUCGCCAACGCCAAGUACAACCAGAUCCAGCUGUUUGCGCCGGCAGAGUGGGUGGCGCUAAACUACGUGCCCUUUGCGGAGCGAUCGCUGGAGGUGGUGGUGGAUCUGUACCAGAAGACUGCCUGUCACAAGGCUGUGGUCCAGGAGAAGGUUCUGCAGAACAUCAUCAAGACGCUGAGGGUUCCCCUGGGCCUGAGGUACGCCUGCCCGGUGGAGAGCACGUGGAGGCUGGCCGUCUCCUCCCUGCUGCGCGUGCUCGCUGUCGGCCUGCCCGUCGCCCGGCAACACUCCGCCUCCGGCCGCUUCGCUGGCAUGUGGCCCGAGCUCGCCGGUGCCCUCGAUGACUUCCUGUUCACCAAGAGCACACCCCCAGAUAAUCUGUCCAUUCAGGAGUUCCAGAGAAAUGAAAACAUAGAUGUGGAGGUCCUUCGGCUCAUCAGCACCGAGAUCCUGCCUUUCGCCAACUUCAUCCCUAAAGAGUUUGUGGGGCAGAUCAUGGCAAUGCUCAAUAAGGGCUCCAUCCACUCCCAGUCCUGCUCCUUCACAGAAGCGGAGGUGGACGUGCGGGUGCGGGAGGAUUUCUCCAGGGUGUGUUUCGAGACGCUGCUGCAGUUCUCCUUCAGCCAUAAGGGCUCCACCCCCCAGGAGGGCUCCACCCCCCAGGAGGGCUUCAUCUCGCGCAUGGCGCUGUCCGUGCUGCUGGAGCGCUGCCAGGACGUCCUGCAGCGCUACGUAGAGGAUGAGCAUCUGAGCGGACGCUGCCCCCUGCCCAGGCAGCAGGUGACCGAGAUCAUCUUCGUCCUGAAGGCCAUCAGCACACUCAUGGACUCGCUGAAAAAGACUCAGCCUGAAAACGUGGACGGGAACACCUGGGCACAGGUGAUCACUCUGUACCCCACGCUGGUGGAGUGCAUCACCUGCUCGUCGGCGGAGGUGAGCUGCGCUCUGAAGGAGGCGCUGGGGCCGUUUCGGGACUUCAUGCAGCCGCCCACGAGCCCGGCGCGCAACGGCGAAUCCUGACCGCCCGCGGGGAGUGGACCACGCUCUUCUGCUCCUUCGUGUUUUUAAUAAACGAUGGGAGACGCGUCCUCCUCUUUCUAUACGGCUAACAUGCGUGUGAACUCUCUGAUCACCAUGAACUAACAGACCAAACCCCGCCAGGGAAAACUGAGUGACAGGACCUCGACAGCAAGUCAUGAAUGACGUCAGUGUGUGCCUCUGCUCAUGUGUGGGAGACCCAGUCUGAUUGGCUGGAUUCCUGCAUUAAGAUGGGAGAGCCAGUCUGAUUGGCUGGAUUCCUGCAUUAAGAUGGGAGAGCCAGUCUGAUUGGCUGGAUCCCUGCAUUAAGAUGGGAGAGCCAGUCUGAUUGGCUGGAUCCCUGCAUUAGCACUGCUUCAGUCAAACUGCAGUGUUCCUGUUCCGUUCAGGAUUUUGGUUUUGUUUGAUUUUGUUUUUUCCCCUGAAGAGAAGGCAGGUGGUGAGGGUGUUGAUGAUGUCACUGAGGAUGUCAUGAUGUCAUUAAGGAUAAAGUAUUUGGGCUGUACUAAAACUGAAAGCAAAAAAAUACAUUAAUGGCACUUUUUUCCACCGUGGAGGAUUUUAUGCUCUUACUGGAACAUUCCAUACCAUCAUUAGCCAGCCUGAAGGGGUGUGUGUAAAACUAAUGGUACAGUUCUAUUAAAAAAAACGACCAAAUAUCUCCCUC